This is a messenger RNA of Chaetura pelagica (chimney swift), 879 nucleotides long. RefSeq names its product RAP1 GTPase activating protein (gene RAP1GAP). The record is from RefSeq and is a predicted model, not a curated record. Gene Ontology annotation, molecular function: GTPase activator activity. Gene Ontology annotation, cellular component: cytoplasm; membrane. The transcript is spliced from 10 exons. Gene Ontology annotation, biological process: regulation of small GTPase mediated signal transduction; activation of GTPase activity. Lineage: Eukaryota; Metazoa; Chordata; Aves; Apodiformes; Apodidae. The annotation marks the transcript as partial.
AUGUCCCGGUGUCCCCGUGUCCCUGUGUCCGCCAGUCCCGAUGUCCCCACGUCCCGUGUCCCCGGCAGCAGGAUGGCCCAGCAGCGACACGUGCCCCCACCACUCAAGACAGAGGAGGACUACAUCCCCUACCCCAGCGUGCACGAGGUGCUUGGCCGGGAGGGGCCGUUCCCCCUCAUCCUGCUGCCGCAGUUUGGGGGUUACUGGAUCGAGGGCACCAACCACCAGCUGAGCGAGGCACCCACAUCCCCCCCCACCCCUGCACCCAGCACCCGGGCAAAGCUUGAGGGCAACCACACGGCCAAGAUCUACCGCAAGCACUUCUUGGGCAAGGAGCACUUCAACUACUACUCCCUGGACCCGGUGCUGGGCCACCUCGUCUUCUCCCUCAAGUAUGAUGAGCAGGAGCAUCUCCACCUGCUGCUGCGCACCCGCGCCCGCACCCUGCACGACGUGGUGCCCAUCUCCUGCCUGGCUGAGUUCCCCAACGUCGUCCAGAUGGCCAAGCUGGUGUGUGAGGACGUCAAUGUGGAUCGUUUCUACCCCGUGCUCUACCCCAAGGCAUCCCGCCUCAUCCUCGCCUUCGACGAGCACGUGCUCAGCAACCACUUCAAGUUUGGGGUCAUCUACCAAAAACUGGGGCAGACCUCUGAGGAGGAGCUUUUUGGCACGACGGAGGAGAGCGCGGCCUUCACCGAGUUCCUCGACGUCCUGGGUCAGCGGGUGCAGCUGAGGGACUUCGGGGGUGGGUUCCUGGGGGGGCUGGAUGUGACCCACGGGCAGACGGGCAGCGAGUCCAUCUACUGCCACUUCCGUGACAAGGAGAUCAUGUUCCAUGUCUCCACCAAGCUGCCCUACACUGAGGGGGAUGCCCAGCAG